CUUUUCUGGGAUAACAUAAAUUAUACAUAUACACCUUUUUCAUGUAUAUUUAUAUAUUUAUAUAAAUAUAUUUAGUCUUUUAUUUUAUCAACUUAUUAAUUAUUCUUAUUAUCAAUAACCUACUGUUCUUUUGUUAGAUCUCUCUCUUGUUUCUCUUUUUCUUCCACUCUUUAAUUUCUAUUUGUUGUUCUUUAUUUUCUUUCUAUCUUUAAACUUAUUACGUACAAAACAAUGAAACGCAUCUCUACCGAAGAAUGGGGUGACGAUAGACACUCAAAACAAACUCGACGAACUACCUAUGACGAAGUAAAUAGUACAUCAGCAUCUCCGGCUUAUUCCAUCCAUUCUUCGUCUCCUGCCUAUAGAUACCCUUCGAAAAUCUCUCGAAACUAUGCUGGUUGUUCAAAACUAUCUGAUUAUGAUAUGGAAGAUAAACUUGGUGAAGGUACAUUUGGUGAAGUACACAAAGCAAGAAAUAGGAUCAAUGGUCAAUUAGUUGCUCUUAAACGGAUUUUGAUGCAUAAUGAAAAGGAAGGGGUACCUAUUACAGCCAUCCGAGAAAUCAAGAUUUUAAAACAAUUACGACACAAGAAUAUUGUUCCUCUUACUGAUAUCGCUGUGGAUAGAGGGGAUGCGGCUCGAAAGGAACGUGGUAGUAUAUAUAUGGUGUUUCCCUACAUGGAUCAUGAUCUUGCUGGACUAUUGGAUAAUCCUGCUGUACGACUAUCAACACCUCAAAUCAAAACCUAUUUAAAACAAUUAUUGGAAGGAACUGCUUAUCUACAUCAUAACAAAAUCUUACACCGAGAUAUGAAGGCAGCCAAUUUAUUGAUCAACAAUGAAGGAAUCUUACAAAUAGCGGAUUUCGGUUUGGCACGUGGAGUAGAAGAAGAAAAUAGAGAAUAUACAAGUUGUGUAGUAACUCGCUGGUAUAGACCUCCUGAACUAUUUUUGGGUGAAAGACGUUAUACAACUGCCAUUGAUAUGUGGGGAAUAGGAUGUGUUUUUGGUGAAUUAUUACGAGGGAAACCGAUAUUACAGGGUUUAGAUGAUCUAGACCAAUUGAAACGUAUAUUUUUACUUUGUGGAUCACCUACUCAAGAAAAUAUGCCUGGAUGGAACAAAUUACAAGAUGCUGGAAAUGUCAAAUUUGAACCUUCAUCAAGACGAGUAGUGGAAGAAUUUAAAAAAUUCGAUAUACAAGCUGCUGAUUUAAUGGACAAAUUCUUAACUUUGGAUCCAUUACGAAGGAUUACUGCUUUAGAUGCUUUGGAUCAUGAUUAUUUUUAUACAAAACCUUUACCUGCUGAACCUGGAGAUCUACCCAAGUAUGAAGCCUCUCAUGAAUUGGACAGACGUAGAGCGAAGCAAGCUGCUGAACAUCAUAAUAAUGUCAAAUACAAGAAAACUAAUCGACAACAUCAUCAUAGGUAGUUUACAUAGUACAAAUUGUAGUUUUGGAUUUUUUUUUUUUUUGUGUGGCAUGUGAAAAAUGGUAUUUUUCCCUUUUUCAAUAAAUAAAAUGAAUCUUCAUAUCCCGCUGACC
Molecule: messenger RNA, 1546 nt
Organism: Halteromyces radiatus
Lineage: Eukaryota; Fungi; Mucoromycota; Mucoromycetes; Mucorales; Cunninghamellaceae
Product: kinase-like domain-containing protein
Exons: 7
Coding region: 232-1434 (400 amino acids)
Biological process (GO): protein phosphorylation
Cellular component (GO): nucleus
Molecular function (GO): ATP binding; cyclin-dependent protein serine/threonine kinase activity
Source: RefSeq, a predicted model, not a curated record